This is a messenger RNA of Tupaia belangeri chinensis (Chinese tree shrew), 2035 nucleotides long. It is a transcript of the gene SLC10A1, whose product is annotated as solute carrier family 10 member 1. The transcript is spliced from 5 exons. The coding region runs from base 105 to 1244 and encodes 379 amino acids. The record is from RefSeq and is a predicted model, not a curated record. Lineage: Eukaryota; Metazoa; Chordata; Mammalia; Scandentia; Tupaiidae. Gene Ontology annotation, molecular function: bile acid:sodium symporter activity. Gene Ontology annotation, biological process: bile acid and bile salt transport. Gene Ontology annotation, cellular component: membrane.
AUCUUGUUCAGAAACUCUGCCCUGACAGGUAGUCAAAGAGGCAUCCAGCAAGGAACGGAGUUAGCAGGAGAGCCCGUGGUAGUCUUUCACUACCUCACAGGAAAAUGGAGGCCCACAACCUGUCCGCCCCACUCAACUUCACCCUGCCGCCCAACUUUGGCAAACGCCCCACUGACCAGGCUCUGAGUGUUAUCCUGGUGGUUAUGCUAUUAAUUAUGAUGCUCUCGCUGGGCUGCACCAUGGAAUUCAGCAAGAUCAAGGCCCACUUCUGGAAGCCAAAGGGGCUGGCCAUCGCCCUGCUAGCUCAGUAUGGCAUCAUGCCUCUCACUGCCUUUGCACUGGGGAAGGUCUUCCCACUGAACAACAUAGAGGCACUGGCCAUCCUGGUCUGUGGCUGCUCACCAGGGGGGAACCUGUCCAAUGUCUUCAGUCUGGCCAUGAAGGGGGACAUGAAUCUCAGCAUUGUGAUGACCACCUGCUCCACCUUCUUUGCCCUGGGCAUGAUGCCUCUCCUCUUGUACAUCUACUCCAAGGGAAUCUAUGAUGGGGACCUGAAGGACAAGGUGCCCUAUGUAGGCAUUGUGAUAUCACUGAUCCUGGUUCUCAUUCCUUGCACCAUUGGGAUCUUCCUCAAAUCCAAACGGCCACAAUAUGUACCCUAUGUUACUAAGGCGGGGAUGAUCAUCAUUCUCCUGCUCAGUGUGGCCAUCACGGUCCUCUCCGUCAUCAAUGUGGGCAAGAGCAUCAUGUUUGUCAUGACGCCACACUUGCUGGCCACCUCCUCCCUGAUGCCCUUCAUUGGCUUCCUGCUGGGCUACAUUCUCUCUACUCUCUUUCGCCUCAAUGCACAGUGCAGCCGCACUGUCAGCAUGGAGACUGGAUGCCAGAAUGUUCAACUCUGUUCCACCAUCCUCAAUGUGACCUUUCGCCCGGAAGUCAUUGGACCAUUGUUCUUCUUUCCUCUCCUCUACAUGAUCUUCCAACUUGGAGAAGGGCUGCUCCUUAUUGCCAUCUAUCGGUGCUACGAGAAAAUCAAGACUUCCAAAGAUAAAACAAAAGUGAUCUACACAGCUGCUAAGACUGAAGAAACAAUUCCUGGCACUCUGGGAAACAGCACCCACAAAUGUGAAGAGUACUCCCCUUACACGGUGGAAAACAGCACCCAUAAAUGUGAAGAGUACUCCCCUUCCACGGUAGGAAAUGGCACCUACAAAGGCGAAGAGUGCUCCCCUGGCACAGCCUAGCCCUCCCCACAGUGGCCUGGAUUCCCACCAGAAGGCAAUACAGAAACCCAAUGUGGUAAACUAGACGCAGCAUGCAGCUAGUAUGAGCAACAGAUCAGCCUCGAAUGAGUCUUUCUCCAGCACUUCUAGCAAAUGUCAGAAAUCAAGCCUCAGCCUGAUGAUUAAGGAUAUCUUACCAAGAAGCCUCACCUAUCAAAACUUUAAAAGAAAGAUGCACUCAGUGACUUCACUCUACAAAAGCAGAAAUGAAAUCUGCCUUUUGCCCCUAGAUCUCUAGAGCAAUGGCUGAUAAGCCUAAGUCACUCAAUUCCUGAACUAAUCAAUAUAUGGGUGUUUGACCCAUUAACCAAAUACCCAAAUCCUGUCCCAAGUUAUUAUUUUUAAUGAAAAAAAGAGUACUAUAGUAGAUUGCAGAAAUUCCAACUUUCAGAUCCCAUUCCUUCCCUGUUGACAUUAUUCUUAGGGCGUAAAACGCCUGAGAAGUGUCGAAUAUGACAAAUAUACAAAAGUAGAUAUACUAAAAUGCAGAAGAAAUUUACUCAAAACAAAUUGAAGAUGGCUAUUCCCAACUAUAAUGAAAUGAAAGAUUUUUGGGUAAUAUAAUCCCAGAAAGAGAAAGGACAAACUAACAAAGAAAAGCCAGAAAAUAAACAUACAUGCUAACAUAACUAUGGUUUUUUCAAAUGAAUCACCCCCAAAGCUUUGGGUUGCCAAAAUGGUUUCUCAACUCAAAUAGAUAAAAAUACUGUUUCAAAGUUUCUUUAAUAAAAUAUAAACAUUUUUGCACAUCA